UUCUGGAGGAACCAAAUUAGGAAAUGACGUCCAGCAUACAGUACGGUACACAGCAAUGGAUGCAAAUAGAACACUCCAAUCCUGACAACGCGACGGUGGUGGGACGACGUGGCAUAGGGUCUUUUAGGGCCAGGAGCUGACAGAGGACUAGGAUGGGUGACACAUCAGGAGAGACAAAUUUCUACUCCAACGCAGAGGACUACUGGAAGGAAGUUCCGCCUACGGUGGAUGGCAUGCUGGGAGGCUAUGGGAGAAUUUCCAGCAUCGAUAUAAAUGGAUCCAGGGCUUUCCUUGGCAAAUUCCUUGGCGAAGGGGAGGGGAAGACAAAUGCGGGCUGCGCUCUGGACUGCGGUGCAGGUAUCGGGAGGAUCUCCAAGCGUCUGCUGCUGCCGCUCUUCAAAACCGUGGACUUGGUGGACGUGACGCAGGAAUUUCUGGACAAAGCGAAGACGUACCUGGGAGCCGAUGGCAAGCGAGUGGGAAACUACUUCUGUAGCGGCCUGCAGGACUUUGUACCAGAGAGUGGACGCUAUGAUGUCAUCUGGAUCCAGUGGGUCAUUGGCCACCUGACCGAUAACCAUUUGGUGGAGUUCUUACGGCGCUGUCAAAAAGCCUUGCGACCCAAUGGCUUCAUUGUCAUUAAGGACAAUGUUUCAUACGAAGGAGUGGUCCCGGAUGAGGUCGACAGUAGUGUAUGUCGAGACCUGGAGAUAGUCCGUAGCCUGGUGAGCAGAGCGGGUUUGAGAAUCAUCUACGAGGAGCAACAGCUAAACUUCCCAAAGGAGAUCUACCAGGUCCACAGUCUGGCACUGCGAUAAGAAAUGGACUGACAUUUGUAGAGUGCCAUUUCUGAUAUUUAACAUGCUGUUUCUAGUUACAUCCUGACAGAUUUGCAUUUGUUGAAGCAUUUGUAUGUUUUGACCAUUGAGGGGGUCUGUCUCAUCUUCUUUAACUGAAACUUUGUUCCAGGUCUUAGCCUGGAACAAAUGUUCAAAAAUAAGUUGUCAUUAUAACUUGACACUAAAGGACAUGAAGCUCCUUCUGUUACACACUGUACCAACUUGUUUGCCACAGUUGUAGGUAACCACCUCAGGUUGGUGGGUGUUGACUUUCAUUACAAAUUCGACUGCCUGUCAUCACUACUACUUCCUGAAAGAUGUGAACAAUUUUAUAAUUCACUAAGUGGAGGUUUGUGAUCAAUCCUUGAAUUGUCCUUUUUUUUUUUUAGAACGGGAAAUGUUUUUCACAAGCUCAUACAAAGGUAUAAUUGAAAUUUAAAAAAAAUGUUUCUCAUACUUUUCUACUUUGUGUUAAAUAUUGUAGAAGUAAAAAUGAUCUCACUGAAUUAUUGACAUUGCCACUGUAACAUGCGACAUGGGCUUUUUAGAAAAAGCCAAUAGAAAAUGACCAACAUCAUGAUGAGCAAUAUACCCACGAGUUCAGAACAAUAAUCAAGAUCUUGUCUUACUUUAAAAAAAAAAAAACCUCACACCAUAGUUGAUCAAGAUCAUUUAGGAUAAAAUUGUACUUGAUAAUUGAAUCAACAAUUCCGCUACCAAGUGCUGGACUGCA
Molecule: messenger RNA, 1572 nt
Organism: Syngnathoides biaculeatus (alligator pipefish)
Lineage: Eukaryota; Metazoa; Chordata; Actinopteri; Syngnathiformes; Syngnathidae
Gene: ntmt1
Product: N-terminal Xaa-Pro-Lys N-methyltransferase 1
Exons: 4
Coding region: 153-818 (221 amino acids)
Biological process (GO): N-terminal protein amino acid methylation
Cellular component (GO): cytoplasm
Molecular function (GO): N-terminal protein N-methyltransferase activity
Source: RefSeq, a predicted model, not a curated record